Messenger RNA from Chlamydomonas reinhardtii, 2186 nucleotides. RefSeq lists its product as uncharacterized. The coding region runs from base 104 to 1222 and encodes 372 amino acids. The transcript has 3 exons. The record is from RefSeq and is a predicted model, not a curated record. Lineage: Eukaryota; Viridiplantae; Chlorophyta; Chlorophyceae; Chlamydomonadales; Chlamydomonadaceae.
GCAACCGUAAGCAUUCACUUGAGCCAUUGCGACUAUUCCUUCUUUCGUAAUUCCUUCCACCACCAACCAGUUUGUUGCUGAGCUCUAAAAACGGAUGCCUACCAUGCUGGGGCUGCGAAGUAGCACGCUGCCCCAGUCAGGGCGCUGUGUAGGCGCUCCGGUGGUUUCCGGUCCACGCAGCCUCGUCGUCACCUCCGCGGUGAAGCAUGCGGGUGGCGAGGCCGUGCGCCACAGCGAUUCACGAUAUGAGCCGUGUGAACCAUCCAGCUCCAGCAGCCUGGCAGAUUUUGGGACUCGGGUGACGCUGGAGCGGCUCUACUGCGCAACAAACGGGAUGGACGUGGCCCAGCCUCUCCUCCUUGGCGUCACCGUGGACGACCGGCCACAGCGCACACGCAACCAGGACCGAGAGAAGGAUCCAGACUACUUUGCCAACGUCGGCGACGCAAUCCGGAGCCUUCGCGAGGAUAUCCCGAUGCUGUUUCAGCGCGAGCUCAACUACUCCAUCUACCGCGAGGACAUUGUGUUUCGGGACCCUCGGAACACGGUGAAGGGCAUGAAGAACUACCAACUGAUCUUCUGGUCGCUGCGGUUCCACGGCAAACUCUUCUUCAACAAGCUGUACGUGGACGUGAAGCGCAUCUGGCAGCCGGAGGACAGCGUUAUCAAGAUGCGGUGGACGGUGCACGGCAUCCCGCGCGUGCCGUGGGAGGCGGAGGGCACGUUCGAUGGCAUCUCCACCUACCGCCUGGACAGCCACGGCCGCAUCUACGAGCACUGCGUGGACAACGUGCUGCUACGUGACCCGCCCAUGGCGACCAACCCGCCGCUUCUGGCGGGGCUAAACCUGCAGCCGCUGGUGCCGCAGCAGCCCGUGCCAGGCGCGUGGUGCCAGGGCGUGUCCCCGGAGGAGCAGUGGUCCACCUACGUGCAGCGCAUGGUGGCGACCGCGCUGCACAGCUUCGACCAGGAGCCGGACAUGCAGAUGCAGCUGCAGAUGCAGCUCCAGAUGCAGGAGCCGGCGAUGGCGGGGGGCGGGAUGUCGAGCAGCAGCCGGCACCCCGCCCGGCAUGGCCUGCUGGGGCUUAGCGCUGGGCAGUGCGGCUCGACGGCAGACGCGGGCAGCAGUGGGCAUGGCGCCAGCAGCAGCGGAGCCAGCAGCAGCAGCGGGGCUUCCAGCAAAGCGGGAGGCGCUGCGGCGGGAAGCGCUGCGCGCCGGUGAGCGGUGUGCUGCGGCGACGCGCUGGCUUGCUGGCUUCUCUGGGCUCAAGGCUUCUGCGGCCGCGGGCACAGCAUGGCACAGCACGCCACAUCACGUCGUGUUUGAUGUGGACCGUGGACCUGACUGUGUGCCGGAGUGAAGCUGAGGCGGUGAUGGAACGGCAUGUACCGGGAGCUACGCUGGUUAGUGUGGAGGUUCUACUCAGAUAAGCAGGGAUGAGGCGCUGCAGAUUGACGACUGUACCUACCGGGAGCGGGAAGAGGUGCAGGAAAUGUUGCUGCACUUUUGGCGCGGCACAGGUCUUGCAGCGGAGGCCCUGGUUGGGCCGGGCGCCUGCGGGCUGUUUGCUGAGGCUGCUGAGACCGCGGUGGUUUGGCUAGGGGCUGACGAAGUGGCGGACCGGCCCUCUGCUCCAGACAUGGAACACAAUGGUGCACAAGAUGUUUGUAGCGUGUUUGGGUGAGCCAUUGCUUGUUGCGUGUCAGGCUAUUGUUUUGUGUUGUUGAUCACGCUUCUUCCCGCGAGGGGAUGCUGUAUUUUAUGUCGCAAGGGGUAUGCGUCGUGAAACCGUCAGAUUAUUGGAGAGCAUGCACAACUUGAGCAACAGACUCAGGAAAUCGCACGCCAGUUGCCAGAUAUCGUUUUGCGCAUGGUGUGCUCGCCGCUGCCCGGGGCACCGGUAUUGGCAUCCGCUGUUGGCCAAUAACUACGAUGGUAGGAGGGCCAGGAACAAUGGAAUGCAGGAACACUGGCCGCUAUUAUUCUUAGCAAACUAGUGACUGUGUGCGCGGAGUUGUGGUUGGGUGAGUAGAGGGGUUGCGUGACGUUAAUAACGAGCGCGCUCUGGCACGUCGUGCUUCCUGCAAGGGUGGCGAGAGUGGUAUAUGAGAGAGUGCGAGAGAGGGGCAGCCGCGGUACAGCCCGGACUGCAACUAGAAGAACCGCAAUGUAACAACAUAUCUAG